UGGCCCAGUGCCACUGUGUCUGGAGGCUCAGAGAGAAGCUAUGACAUCACCACCCUGUUUGGUGAUAGCAGCUACAGCAUCAGAGUCAGUGCAAUGAAUGCUGCCGGGUCUGCAAUCAGUGACCCACUAGUUAUAUCUACUGCUGAAGCAGGUCCCACAGCUCCACCUGCUAGUCUUUCCUCAUCCAGUGUCACUCCAAGCAGUUUCAGUAUUCAGUGGGAGAGGGUGCCUUGUAUCCACCGCAAUGGCUAUAUCACUGGCUACUCUGGUACAGGGGAAUGGGAGCAUGCGAUGAUAGAUGUCAAUGGUCCUGAUGUCCUGACCACUGAUAUCUCUGGACUGGUGUCUGACACAAUGUAUCUGGUGCAAGUUGCAGGAGUCAAUGGGCAGGGGACUGGGGUGUAUCGAGAUCUCACUGCUACCACACCUCAAACUGUAUACCUCAACUUUGGUGGGAUGAACCUCCCAACGAAUGGGUUUGGUGAACAUCAGUCAACUGGGCAACUCCACUGAUACCGGGUUGGUCUGCAGCACUGACCAAUCCAUGGAUGGGACACCCACAGGUGGAUGGUUUAACCCUGACGGAACAAUGCAGCAGCUCUGAGGGGUUCUUUGUCAGUGAUGGCUCAGACGGGGUGUACCCGUUGAGAGGCUCAGAGAUAUCAGUGGAGGGGAUCUACACCUGCAGUGCCACCGACAGCUAUGGGAACUCUUCGAACUGUGUUUGUCGGUCUCUACAAUGAGCAGGGAGGUGAGGUGGAUAUUGAUGGGGUAUGAUGGCUGUUUAGGGCCAUCCAUUUCCAUCUAACUUUCUGCCAUUUCCAUUCAACUUCCAUUUCCAUUCCACUUCCAUUUCCCCAUUAUAGAUUUCCAUUUCCAUUCUGGUCACGUGGUUUCUGCGCAUGCGUUUUGUGUGGUUCGACUGUACUGAACCUUCUCUACGAACAUAGUUCAUAGAACAUAGAAGAGCUU
Messenger RNA from Geodia barretti, 972 nucleotides. NCBI's taxonomy places the organism in Eukaryota, Metazoa, Porifera, Demospongiae, Tetractinellida, Geodiidae. The record is from the annotation of a GenBank genome assembly.